AUUGAUAAAAAGUGAUGGUACAAUAUUGAAAGAAGGAGACACGUACAGAGAUCCGGUGCUUGCAAAAACUUUGAGAUACAUUUCAUUGAAUCCAAGAGGAUUUUACGAAGGAGCUCUGGCGAAGACAAUGGCGCAAGAAAUCCAGGAGGAAGGGGGAAUAUUAAGUGAAGACGACCUGAGACGUUACGACGUGGAAUGGAAAAAUGCUACAGUGGUGAAGCUGCAAGGCACCAAGCUACAACAUUACAGUGUUAGCCCCCCUUCCAGUGGAGCUGUACUUGGCUUCAUACUUAACGUUAUGGCUGGUUACAAAUUAACUCCCGAUUCCUUCUCAGAAAACAACUUAUCUUUGACACUACACAGACUCAUUGAGGUCUCCAAAUUCGCAUUUGCUGGUAGAAGUAAGCUCGGGGACGAAAAAUUUGACAACUUUUCAGGCCUGUCUAAAAAGCUGGCAUCGAAGGGGUUUGCAGAAGAGAUUCGUUCCAAGAUAGAUGACUCAAGAACGUUCACGGACACAUCUCACUACGGCAAUAUUUACGAGGAGGCACGCGAUGGCGGAACGGCUCACGUCAGCGUUUAUGCCGCUGAUGGAUCGGCCGUUUCCCUCACUUCCACUAUUAACAAUGCUUUUGGAUCAGGCGUGAGAGGGCGACAGACAGGCAUUUUAUACAACAACGAGAUGAACCUCUUCACAGGAAUUGAUGAGGAGGCAUUUGCAUCCAAUUUGAACCUUAGUAACCAGAUCAAACCAUACAAAAUUCCGAUGUCAUCGAUGAGUCCCAGCCUAAUCAUGGACAAACAUUUCAAUGUGGGACUCAUAACAGGAGCAUCUGGUGGACCAAGGAUCAUCACUUCGAUAGCAGCUGUCAUCCUAGGCAGCAUCUUUGGCAAUGAAACGCUAGAUGUUACAGUGGACAGACCGAGAAUUCACCACCAGCUGUUUCCUAACCAAGUCCUAUACGAGAAUUGGAUGGAGGAGAAGCACGUAGAUGAUUUAAAAAUGAGAGGUCACAUUAUGAAUCCCGUAAUAAAAACUGCAGUCUGUGGAACAAUAAAAGUGAAAAAUGAUGCCAAUGAAAGAAAACUUUUGAUCGAAGCCGUCAGUGAUGGAAGGAAAGGAGGUCAGCCCGAAGGACUGUGAACCCUUCCUUCAGACAUCCAACAUUUUUCUGGCACUGCUCUUUCAUACAAUUUUAUUUCAAUUUGCAUGUAAUUAAUAUAAUCAUUCUACGAUAAUUUUUAUAUUUUUACAGUUUAAAUAACUUUUAGAAAUUUUUUGUAUCAGACAACAAUAGGUUGCAAUAUCAUUGUAUUCAUUUCGAAAUUUUUGUAGUUUGUUUCAGCGAUAAAAUUUGGUUAGCGUUCAAACGCGUUUAUUUUAAUACAACAAUAUUUAA
Helobdella robusta is the source of this 1400-nucleotide messenger RNA. RefSeq lists its product as hypothetical. The record is from RefSeq and is a predicted model, not a curated record. Gene Ontology annotation, cellular component: plasma membrane. Gene Ontology annotation, molecular function: glutathione gamma-glutamate hydrolase. The coding region runs from base 128 to 1144 and encodes 338 amino acids. NCBI's taxonomy places the organism in Eukaryota, Metazoa, Annelida, Clitellata, Rhynchobdellida, Glossiphoniidae. Gene Ontology annotation, biological process: glutathione catabolic process. The transcript is spliced from 7 exons.